AGAGAGAGAGAGUGAGAGUACGUCGAGUUGAUCGUGCACCAGCAGCAGCAAGCUUAGUCAGUGUUGGAGUUGCCUCGGCUGUUGUAGCGUGCGGAGAGUCGUGUGUCGUGUUUUUUCUGUAAACGAGUAGUCGUGGUACGCGAACGAGGAGAGAGGCAACAGAGUGUGUGCGUUUGGCAAAAAUGUGCGGCCUGGCUCGUCGAUGGGCCUCCCGCGUUGAUUGAAAAGAUAUAUCUAGUGCUAGAAUUAACACAGCGACGACGACGAUCAGCCAGUGUCCCGAGUGUUGCCGACCGCAAGUAGCAGCCGUGAGCAGCAUCUGUGUGCAGUUGUGCGUGCAAGAACACUCCACAUUACGGUUGCAGGUGGAGGCGCGCAGGCCCGAGGAGGAGAGAGAACCGUCGCCGGAGCGCCGCUGCAGAGGGGCCUGCCCAGGCAAGCCAUGUCGCACCACAGCGACGACAACAUGCUGAUAGCCACCUCGGACUCGUUCUGGGAGCCGAACAACUACAAGCGCACGACGAAGCGCAUCGAGGACGGUCACAAGCUGUGCGACAGCCUGAUCGCGUUGGUGCAGGAGCGCGCGGAGAUCGAGAAGAACUACGCCAAGGCGCUCAAGGGCUGGUCGAAGAACUGGAACGAGAAGAUCGAGAAGGGCCCGGAGUACGGCACCAGCGAGGCUGCCUGGAAGAGCGUCCUUGUCGAGGCCGAGAGGAUGAACGACCUGCACCUGAAGGUCAAGGAGAACCUCUGCAACGACAUCAUACAGCAGGUGAAGACCUGGCAAAAGGACACUUAUCACAAGUCGAUGAUGACGUUGAAAGAGAGGAAGGAGAUGGAGGACGCGUUCAAGAAGGCACAGAAGCCCUGGGCGAAGAUCCUGCAAAAGGUGGAGAAGGCCAAAGCAGAGUACCACAACAGCUGUAAGAGCGAGCGCACCGCUGCCAACCAAGAGAGAAACGCCUCUGCCGACAGCUCCUUGUCGCCCGAUCAGGCACCUCGAGGCUCUGACGGCACUGUGAAAAAAAUGCAGGAUCGCGUGCAAAAGACGAAGGAGGAGGUGCAAAAAGCCAAGGAGAAGUACGAGAGCGCGCUGCAAGAAAUCAAUCAGUACAAUCCCAAGUACAUGGAGGACAUGACUCAGGUAUUCGAGAAGUGCCAGGAAAUGGAGGCUCAACGACUGCAGUUCUUCAAAGAGGUACUCUUCGGUAUUCACAAAUGCCUCAACAUCUCUCAAGAUCCAGUGCUUCCACAAAUCUACGAAGAAUUCUAUCACACAGUGAACAAUGCAGAUCACGAAAAAGACCUGAAAUGGUGGUCGAACAAUCACGGCGUGAACAUGGCCAUGGCCUGGCCGCAGUUUGAGGACUACACCGAAGAAUUCCGCGACAUCACCAAGGGCUCCAAGUCAAAGGAGGCGCUGCCUGCCGGACCCAUCACGCUAAUCAAUCAACGCCCCGUCGGCGAGGACCUGCAUGACUACCCGUCGACGAAUCACAAGACGAAAGUAAAGCCAGCAGCUCGAGUUAUAUCGACGGAAUCUAAUAACGUCGACAGAAAGGCAGAGACGAACAAUUCGACGAAAUCCUCGGCGGAAAAGAAUAGCCACGAUGGAAAUUCCGUGUCGAAUAGGAACUCCACAAUAACGAAUGGCACUAAUAAUGCAAAGCAAGAGUCGAAUCCGUUUGAAGAAGAAGAAUGGGACGAGGACGCGCCAGAACCGCUGAUUGACAAUGGCGAGCCUGGAGUUCCUGUUAGGGCACUGUAUGACUACGAAGGUGCCGAGGCUGACGAACUCAGCUUCAAACAAGGUGAUAUCUUCGAAAAGCUCGAGGAUGAAGACGAGCAAGGUUGGUGUAAGGGCAGGAAAGAUGGUCGAGUCGGCCUAUAUCCAGCCAACUACGUGGACCUUGUGUCACCUUAAGCCAGAUACAACGAUAACCUGCUGAGAAGAAAUCAUUUAUAAAUAACAGACAAAUAUAUUCAAGCCAAAUUUGCAGUGAAAGUUAGUGAGAGCGUCGGACGACUGCUACUUCGUGUAUUAUUUUUUUCGGGAUUGAAGAAACAGUGCGAUGAACAAAAUGAGCAUACGCGUAUACACAGUCAUUUCCUAAGCAGAUAAAGAAAAAUACGAAAUCAGUGAUAGAGCCAACAAAUAAUAAUAAACAUUUUUCCUAAAGUUUCCCUUCAUUAUUGUGUAGCGUGUUGUCACAUCGAGACUACUUAAAGCGAGGUUUCGCGCCGCGAGAUCGUUCAAUAAUAAAUAAACAAACAAUACAAUAGAAACAAUAAAAUUUUAUGCAGAUAAAAAUAAGCGCGAUUUUUUCCUUAGCUAGGCUAGAAUCACACAGCGACAAGUUUGUCGCUAGUGCGUAACGGAUAGCUGGACAAUUGAAAAAUACAGAACAGUACGACUCAGUGAAAAAAUAAAAAACUCAUGAGAAAGAUAAUUUGUACAGUUAAAAAGCGUGGCAAGAACGAAAAAGGGCGAGAGAACGUUUAUAUUAUUAUUCUUACGAAUUCCCUUCUUUUCUUCCUUUUUAUUGUUUUGCGAUUCAUUAUUAUUAUCGUCAUUCGUUCAGAGAAGGAUGCUUCUUUUUUCCGAAUGAUCGAAGUAGAUAUAUAGUACGAGAAUAUAUCUAUCGAAAGAGAGCGAGAUUUGUGUAUUUCAUAAAUUGUUGUGGUUCCAUGAAAGAAACAAAAACGUCAAGUGCAACGCAACUUCGAAAUUUCAAACGUAAAAAGAAUAACAUUCUGAGUGGUGUCAUUGUACAUAAUAGUAUUAAAUACAUAGCAAUAUAUAAAUAUUAAUACAUUAAAGGCUAUAAAAAAUCUAUUACUGUCGUUUGACGAAGUAUAUUAAACAAAUUACUAAGCGAAGUUACGAUUAACAAAAACUGUAUAACACUCGAAAUUAAAAAAAUGAAGAUAAAGCGUAAUGUAUGUUAAUACAUUUUACCAAAUCCAUGUUCAACAAACCAUUAAGAUUCACUGCAUUAAACUGGGACCUAAGAUUAACAGAAGAAAAUGAGUUAUCCAUUAUAGAUUAAAAAACUACAAGGCAUCAAGUUUAAAUGAUUUCAUUAAAACACUUCAGGGAGUACUUUUGUAAUAUGAACCAAUUCGUAAAAAUAGCAUAUCUCAUUGAUAUAUUUGAGGUUUCCCUUUCAAAUUUUAUACGAAUUACAAGCAUGUACUUUUCACGAGAGAAAUCCACCCACACGUUAGGUAAAAAUCUGCUUUAUCAAAUGUAAAUAGUUUCUUUUUCUAUCGUCGCUUCUACUCCGGCGACAGCGCAGUCAAAUUUGCCAAAGUGAGCCAAAAGAGAAAGAUUGCAGAAUGAAAUUAAUACUGUUAUUGAUACCGAUCAUAGCUGCGCAAUAGAUCCGUUAUUGUUUAUCGUCAUUUAACGAAGCUUAACUUCAAUCAACUAAUGUUUAUCUUUUUCCUAUUAAUUGUUAAACCGAAAUUCUCUUAUUUUCAUUAGUUUUCUUUUUCAUUCAUUCUUUGCGUAAUACAAAGUCGAGGUGAAUGUAUGUAUUAGAGCCCUCGCAAAUUUGCAUUUAAUUGACGAAUAUCUUUGGGUUGUUGACAAAGACUAUAAAAGGUACUCCCUCGUAAAUGAUCAAGUCACGAAUUAAACAGCCAAUUGUUCAUUAUUGUACUAUUAGCGAUGAAAGAUAUAUAAAACCAAGAUUAAUUCAAAAGAAACUUGAUUCGAAACAAAAAUGUUCGAUAUAAACGUUUAUAAAAAAAGAUUAUUAAAAUACGUCGAAUUAGGUAAAAAAUGAACGUUAUUGUUUUCUUAUUUCCAAUUCGAUGAAAAAAUAGCGAUGAAAAAAAAAUGAAAGUGCUAAAGGAAAAGAAUUAUAAGAAAAAACAUCGCUGCGCAACAACAAAUGUACACAGGAUUUUAUGUAAAUAAAGAAACGUAGAGCGAAUAGAAACAUCGAUUCUAUACAUAAUGCGCCAGCUUUGGACUGAUUUUUUCUAAUUCUUAUUCUUCGCGUAAACCGAUUUUCUUCAACGAUUUCGUUGAUAAAAGAUUUGAAAAAAUUGUUACGUAGUUUAUCUAGUUUCUGUGUAUAUUUAUUAUUAGUUGAUAUUACGCAUAUAUAAU
This is a messenger RNA of Phymastichus coffea, 4120 nucleotides long. RefSeq names its product protein kinase C and casein kinase substrate in neurons protein 1 (gene Synd). The transcript has 10 exons. Gene Ontology annotation, molecular function: phospholipid binding; protein binding. The coding region runs from base 443 to 1924 and encodes 493 amino acids. NCBI's taxonomy places the organism in Eukaryota, Metazoa, Arthropoda, Insecta, Hymenoptera, Eulophidae. Gene Ontology annotation, cellular component: endosome; cytoplasm; plasma membrane. The record is from RefSeq and is a predicted model, not a curated record. Gene Ontology annotation, biological process: regulation of endocytosis; cytoskeleton organization; plasma membrane tubulation.